AUGUGCCACACCAGCUGCUCCUCAGGCUGCCAGCCAGCUUGCUGCAUGUCCAGUCCCUGCCAGUCAUCCUGCUAUCCGUCCUGCUGUGUGUCCACCCCCUGCCAAUCAUCCUGCUGUGUGUCCACUCCCUGCCAGUCAUCCUGCUGUGUGCCCAUUCCCUGCCAGUCAUCCUGCUGUGUGUCCAGUCCCUGCCAGUCAUCCUGCUGUGUGCCCACCCCUUGCCAGUCGUCCUGCUGCAUGAGCUGCAGACCCGCCGUGUGCAUUCCUGUGAGAUUACAGGUGGCCUGCUGCUCUCCUGUGAGCUGUAGACCUACUGUGUGUGUGGCUCCUUCCUGCCAAUCCUCCGUGUGUGUUCCUGGGAGCUGCAGGCCUGCUGUGUGCGUGGUCCCCUCCUGCCAGUCCUCUGGGUGCUGCCUGACGUCCUGCCCCACCCUGGUCUGCAGACCUGCCUCCUGCAGCACCCCCACCUGCUGCUGA
Messenger RNA from Perognathus longimembris pacificus (Pacific pocket mouse), 477 nucleotides. RefSeq names its product keratin-associated protein 12-1-like. The coding region runs from base 1 to 477 and encodes 158 amino acids. Gene Ontology annotation, cellular component: keratin filament. Lineage: Eukaryota; Metazoa; Chordata; Mammalia; Rodentia; Heteromyidae. The transcript has 2 exons. The record is from RefSeq and is a predicted model, not a curated record.